GCAUUCAACACGGCAUGACAGUUUUACUGAGUUUGUGGUUCCGUGCGUUGCGUUUCUUUAAAAGUUGUUUCAGGAAUUUGGAAACAUGGACGUAUUUCAGAAAACCGGAGAACAGUAUCCCAAUAUAUAUGACAUUCCUUAUUAUAACAUGAUCAAGAUGUAUUUAAGAUUUUUGGGCCUAGAUCCACACCAAAAAUAUGGAUUGAUCAUUGUAGCUAUAAUGGUGACUAGUAUGACAAGUGUACUUAUUCCAAUGUCAAUCGUAUUGUACGGAUCAUUAUGCACCAAGAAUCUGGACAUGGUGCUCGAGUGUUUGCCGCAUUUAGGUGCUCUUUUGACCAGUUUUGUUAAAGUAUUGAAUGUUCAUCUCAACAGAGAAAAUUUUAAAAAAUUGUUCGAUUCCAUAACGAAAGAAUGGCAGCAGCUGAAAUUAAGUCAAGAUUUGUACAUUCUGGAAGAAGUCACCAUACGAGGCAGCAAAAUGGCGAAAUUGUAUCGAAAUACUUUAUUAAUAUGUAUGGUACUCUUUUUACUCAUUCCACUGAUUUCUCCUAUGUUGGAUAUCGUUCUUCCACUAAACGAAACUCGACCACGACAACAACUUGUUAAUGUUAAUUACGUGCUUUUUGACAGCGAUAACUAUUUUUUCUACGUGUACUUACAGCUAUCUUGGGCUUCAGUUGUAGUUUCGAUAAGCAUAGUUACCGUAGAUUCCUUAUUGAUGCUUUUAGUUCACCACAAUAGUGGACUAUUUAUAGUAUGUGGGCACCAAAUCCAGAAGAGUACAAGGCACUUAAAUUCAUUCACUAAUGAAGUUAUGUCGGAACGUUACACAUACAAACAGAUCAGAAAUUGCGUGAUCAUGCACAAUAAAGCCAUAGACUUUUACGAUAUAUUAGAUGAAAACAAUCGAAUUAGCUAUAUGAUUCAAAUUGGACUAAAUAUGAUUGGUAUAACCACGACAGCUGUUCAAACAGUCAUUAACUUAGAUAGACCGGGAGAAUCAAUUAAAAGCGCUGUGCUAUGCGGUGCUAAUCAAUUUCAUUUGUUUAUGCUGAGUUUACCUGGACAAAUACUUAUAGAUCAUUGCACCGAGCUAACGAAGCAACUAUACAAUUCUACAUGGUAUGGAGUACCAGUAAAAACUCAAAAAAUGCUUUACAUGAUGCAAAUAAGAACUAGAAGCCCAUGUACACUAACUGCGUGUGGAUUGUACCAAAUGAACAUUGAGAACUUUGGAACUACCUUCAAAACCUGCAUGUCGUAUAUUACGAUGAUAAUGUCAUUAAAAGGAUGAAGUCCACUGUUACCUCUAUAUCCGUUGCAUUUUAUACUUGGACUGAGUAAGCAUGAAGAUGAUAUAAUAAUCGAUAUAAUUGUAUGUCAUUAUAUCGAACGAGCAAAUAGUGUUAAUAAAUCACGAUGAUUAGUUGAUAUACUGUAAUUCGCAAGUAAUACUGUGUACCUUCCCAAAAAUUACUGUACUGGAUCUUUUUAACUAUCGCCAAAAGCACAAUGUGUGUAUGUAUACACGUUUACUAACGUCAUCCAGGUAAACCGAUAUGAUACAAGUACUCAAUUAAAUCAAGCGAGUAAUAAUUAUUUUUUUAUAUUCUGCAUCACAUAAACAACAUCACUGCACAGUUAUAUCGGAAAACACUGCAAACAAAAACAUAAUGGCCCUGGUAGAAAUUCGAACUACUUCACUGAGCAGUUACCUGUUUAUCAGCGAACGCGUAUGCAGUGCAAUGUGUAAUCAAUAUUUCAGAACAAUUACAGCUCUUGAUCUUUCAAGGAAAUCGACAGAUGGCACGACAAUGGCGUACGUGUCAUUUUUUACCUACUAUGUGGUUCGGACCGUACUUUGAACCUGCUUUAAAAAUAA
Molecule: messenger RNA, 1885 nt
Organism: Bombus terrestris (buff-tailed bumblebee)
Lineage: Eukaryota; Metazoa; Arthropoda; Insecta; Hymenoptera; Apidae
Exons: 10
Coding region: 86-1297 (403 amino acids)
Biological process (GO): sensory perception of smell; detection of chemical stimulus involved in sensory perception of smell
Cellular component (GO): plasma membrane
Molecular function (GO): olfactory receptor activity; odorant binding
Source: RefSeq, a predicted model, not a curated record